Atta colombica is the source of this 1552-nucleotide messenger RNA. Its product is annotated as neo-calmodulin-like. The record is from RefSeq and is a predicted model, not a curated record. The coding region runs from base 287 to 829 and encodes 180 amino acids. NCBI's taxonomy places the organism in Eukaryota, Metazoa, Arthropoda, Insecta, Hymenoptera, Formicidae. Gene Ontology annotation, cellular component: myosin II complex. Gene Ontology annotation, molecular function: calcium ion binding. The transcript has 6 exons.
AAUGAAUUGCGAAUAUAUGCGUUGACUUCGAUUCCGAAAGAUUAUGAUAAAAGUGCGGUUUACGUCUCUUUUUUUCUUUCUUUUUACGCAUUGACGAUCGGACGUCGAACAUGACGCGCUAAUGAGAGAGAAAUGUCGGUCUCGAUGGCGACUCGAUGGUAAUUGGGACGAGACAUCAGACGUUAGACAUAGCCACGAAUCCGCAGUUAACGUAUAAUCUGGCAUAAUCUCAUCAUCGGUCGCUUCCGACACACAUUCCCGACACGACCGGCGUGACACUUGAACCAUGGCGGAAACAGAAAAGAGAUACACGCACGCAUAUGGACAGCUGCGUAGAUUAACAAGCACGAUAGAUGGUCAAAUUAGGCAGUUGAGUUCCGAAUAUGGACUCACAGAAGAUCAGGUAGCAGAAUUCAAAGAGGCAUUCAUGCUCUUCGACAAGGACGAAGAUGGCACGAUUACGAUGGCGGAAUUAGGGGUCGUCAUGCGGUCUCUCGGUCAAAGACCAUCAGAGACAGAACUGCGCGAUAUGGUGAAUGAAGUGGAUCAAGACGGAAACGGUACCAUCGAGUUUAAUGAAUUUCUGCAGAUGAUGUCGAAGAAGAUGAAAAGCGCCGACGGAGAAGACGAACUUCGCGAGGCGUUCCGAGUGUUCGAUAAGAACAACGAUGGCUUAAUAUCUUCGAAGGAAUUGCGACACGUAAUGACGAAUCUUGGUGAAAAAUUAUCUGAAGAAGAAGUCGAUGAUAUGAUCAAGGAGGCUGAUUUAGAUGGCGAUGGAAUGGUCAACUACGAAGAAUUCGUGUCGAUCUUAAUGUCGAAAAAUUAGUUCGGAGAUCAAAAGAAGGAUAUAGAUUCGAAGAUAACGAAGGAUCCUUGACGGAGUAGAAUGGAUCCGCCACUCAAGUUCCUCGACUUCGUAGGAUUGCAGCGAGAAAUCGUUUCAUGUCCCAUGAAACUAUAAUCGCAACCGUCGAGAGAAAAAAUCAAAAGCUCGACGACUGAUCGACCGCGGCAUGUACGACAUUGUGAGAUCGCGAAAGCGAAUUGCACCAACAUACCAAAUUUACUCUAUAGCUAAGGCUUCGUGAGAACGACCGGCGUGUUGAAGAUUUCGCGCGUAAGUAGCGCAAGUAGACGAUUGAGGAGACAUCGGAAGUCUUUGGCUUCGAGCGGAAUGCGCGAGUCUCGCCGCGAAUAGUAAUGGCUUCGGCUUUAUGGCCGGAAAACUGAGAGGAGAGACUUUCUUCCGCGAAUUUUGCACAUACGUACACGCAUUAUAUACACAGAUACACCUCGCGCUCCUUCGGACUAAUCUUAUAGACGAAUACUUGAAAUUUUUAGAUAUAACGGAAACGUAACGUAAUGUUAAAAUAAAUAUGUUCAAACGACGGGGGAGGGAGGCGUGACCCGCCGCUACCUGGAACAAUCAACCGAGCUUCGUUUAGACUUUUACGUACCCCCUAAUCUUUAUUCCCUCCUUCCCCUGAUAAUUUUACGGAGCGGAGAAUUUAAAAGUUAUUUAACUUUCCAUCGCCCCUUUGAACAUCUU